Onychostruthus taczanowskii (white-rumped snowfinch) is the source of this 608-nucleotide messenger RNA. RefSeq names its product protein-tyrosine kinase 2-beta-like. The transcript is spliced from 4 exons. Gene Ontology annotation, cellular component: cytoskeleton. The annotation marks the transcript as partial. The record is from RefSeq and is a predicted model, not a curated record. NCBI's taxonomy places the organism in Eukaryota, Metazoa, Chordata, Aves, Passeriformes, Passeridae.
AUGAGCGCCGUUCCCGAGCCCCUGGCCCGGCCCCGCAGCAGCUCCUGCCGCAGCCUCUCCGGGACCCUGGAGGCCAUGGGAACACCGGAGACGGAUCGGGAUCAGCGGGAUCGGGAUCCCCGGGACGACUGGGACCCCGAGGAGACGCAGAUCCUCAAGGUUUGCUUCUACAGCAACAGCUUCAACCUGGGCCAGAACUUCAAGCUGGUCAAGUGCUCCAUGGCCACCGAGAUCCGGGAGGUGAUCCGCUCCAUCCUGGCGAGCGGGCGGAUCGGGCCGGACAUCCGCCUCUCCCAGUGCUACGGGCUGCGCCUCAAGCACGUCAAGUCCAACGAGAUCCACUGGCUGCACCCGCGGCUGACCGUGGGCGAGGUGCACAGGAAGUACGAGCGCCUCCACCUGCAGGCCGAGUGGAGGUACGACCUGCAGAUCCGCUACCUGCCGGAGGAUUUCAUGGAGAGCUUCAAGGAGGACAGGACCACGCUGCUCUACUUCUACCAGCAGCUCCGCAGCGAGUACAUGCAGAGCUACGCCAGCAAGGUCAGCGAGGGCAUGGCGCUGCAGCUGGGCUGCCUGGAGCUCAGGUACGGCUGUCCCCUGUGUCCCCU